AUGCCCAUCCCCUCCCUCCCUCUCUUCGCUGCAGCGGAGCAGCACGCCCGCAACCCCGAUAAGAUCGCCGUCAUCGACACCACCAAGCAGCAAUCCUUCACAUACGUCCAAUUGCUAGCAGACGCCGCAGGGCUGAGGAAGCGCAUACUAGAGGAACUCAGCCUGACGACUUCAGGCGAUUUAGAAGACCGGCGCAUUGCGUUUUUGGUGCCAAAUGGAUACGAUUAUGUCGUCACGCAAUGGGCCGUAUGGGCGGCAGGUGGCAUCUGCGUGCCACUGUGCACAAGUCACCCUGUGAAAGAAUUGCUAUAUACAGUUGGUGAUUCAGACCCCGCGCUGAUCAUCGUCCACCCACAUUUCGAGAAGAUUGCGCCCGCAUUGCGCGGUGCUUGCCCCGCCAAUAUCCCAUUCAUGGGCCUUGAGCCACUAUCUCGCAAUGAGGCGCCGACACUACCUACUUUCGUCCAGCCUUUUGCUCUCACCCGCCCCGCUCUGAUGAUCUAUACCUCCGGAACUACCUCCAAUCCCAAAGGCUGCGUGACCACGCAUGAAAAUAUUACCUUCCAGGCAAGCUGCCUGGUCAAGGCCUGGGAAUAUAGUCCCUCAGACCAUUUGAUCCAUGUACUCCCACUCCACCACGUCCAUGGCAUCAUCAAUGGAUUGGCAGCUAGCUUUAUAAGCGGGACAACAGUGGAAAUGCACCCCAAGUUCGAUCCCAAGGUCAUCUGGGAGAGAUGGCAAGAUCGCGGCUCUUCGACUAUGUUCAUGGCCGUGCCGACCAUCUACUCCCGAUUGAAUGAUUACUUCGAUGCCCAUAUCCGCGGCACCGAGUCAGAAGAUGCCGCGCGGGCUGGCGCGAGUGCUCUGCGCCUUGUCGUCAGUGGCUCCGCGGCACUCCCCACACCCAUCAAGUCCAAAUUUGCCGAAAUCACCGGACAGGUUCUGCUCGAGCGAUACGGGAUGACGGAGAUCGGCAUGGCGCUCAGCUGUGGGCUCGAUGUUCAGAAGCGGGUCGAUGGUAGUGUAGGGUGGCCUUUGCCGGGUGUAGAAGUCCGGUUGACGGAAAAAGAAACAGGGCGGGUCGUAGAUGGGGUGGAUGAGGAUGGCAUGAUUGAGAUCAAAGGUGGUAAUGUGUUCCGUGAGUACUGGCGGAAGCCCGAGGCGACAGCCUCGGAGUUUACAUCUGAUGGAUGGUUUAAGACGGGGGAUGUGGCUCGGCGCGACUCAACUGGGGCGUACUUUAUUCAAGGCCGUGCGUCUGUCGAUCUGAUCAAAUCUGGCGGGUAUAAGAUCUCGGCAUUGGAGGUUGAGCGGAAAAUGCUGGCACUGGCUGCGAUUGACGAGGUUGCUGUCGUGGGCUUGGCGGAUCAAGAAUGGGGCCAGCGAGUCGCUGCAGUUGUCAAGUUCCGAGACGGGGCUCUACCAGUCGAACUUUCCACUUUACGCGCCGAGCUGAAAAACGAAAUGGCUCCUUACAAGAUUCCCACUGUGUUGAAGGUUGUUGAUGGGAUUGAGCGCAAUGCCAUGGGCAAGGUCAACAAAAAGGUCAUUGUACAGAAAUACUGGCCUGAAGCUUGA
Penicillium salamii is the source of this 1578-nucleotide messenger RNA. Lineage: Eukaryota; Fungi; Ascomycota; Eurotiomycetes; Eurotiales; Aspergillaceae. The record is from the annotation of a GenBank genome assembly.